Molecule: messenger RNA, 1064 nt
Organism: Cryphonectria parasitica EP155
Lineage: Eukaryota; Fungi; Ascomycota; Sordariomycetes; Diaporthales; Cryphonectriaceae
Exons: 2
Coding region: 20-892 (290 amino acids)
Biological process (GO): regulation of glucose metabolic process; protein phosphorylation
Cellular component (GO): mitochondrion
Molecular function (GO): pyruvate dehydrogenase (acetyl-transferring) kinase activity
Source: RefSeq, a predicted model, not a curated record
CGAGACAAGUGCGGAUGGCAUGCUCCCAGCUAAUGAGUUGGAUGGGUUCAUGAAUGCCAUCCUGCGAUCACGGAUCUCCCGCCGAGUCAUAGCAGAACAACACCUCUCACUUACAGAGACUUUUCAUUCGCCCACAUUUACGCCCGGCGUGAAAGUACAGGACACCGACUUCAUCGGCAAGGUCUUCUUGAAAUGUAACGCCGCAGACACUGUCCAGCGUUGUGGACGCGCCGUCCUCGAGCUCGCCAGAUCUGCGUAUGGAGAAGACGUAGUACUCCCGGAGAUCAAGUUAUCGGGCCAUCUAGAUGCCAAUUUCCCGUUCAUCCUCAGUCACAUGGAGUACAUCACCGGUGAGCUGCUGCGCAACUCCGUUCAGGGUGUCAUUGAAAGACAGCUGCAAGAGGGUGCAGGGAAGUCGAAACCGCCGCCAAUAGAGGUCACCAUCUGCGAGUCCUCAAAACACGUCGUGAUCCGCGUCUCCGACCAGGGCGGCGGCAUCCCGCGGGACGUCCUGCCAUACCUAUGGUCAUUCUGCAAGGGCCCACACAGCCAGCGGAUCCUCUCGAACCUGACCCAAGUGCCCAUGAUGGCCGCCACGCUCCAGGAGGUCCGCGUCGACGAGCCCCCGGAGAGCGACCAGAGCAGCGAGAGGACGAGGCGGAGGCGGCCGAGCACCAGCUAUGUGAGCUCACUGUCAUCCCUGACCAGCAGGCCGCCCAACUUGAGGUUGGGCAUGGGGUUACCACUCAGUAGGAUAUAUGCCGAGUACUGGGCAGGGACUUUGGAAUUACAGAGUCUUUGGGGCUAUGGCGUCGAUGUAUUUUUCCAGGUAUCCAAGUUGGGCAACAAGAACGAGCAGCUGCUGACGAGGGCCAUGAUGGAUGCCGUGUAAGGGACAGGAGUUGGCGCAUUUCCCGAGUGACGAGCGUGUGUAUAUAGACAUGUCAGCUACGCCUCGAUGACGGGUCGGGCGCAGGAGCUGGUAAUCAAGGAGGCGGUAUUUUGCAUCUUAACACAGGUCCGGGUGCAUUUUCAACCGCUUAGGGUAAAUUCACACUCAAGAC